Messenger RNA from Phyllotreta striolata, 753 nucleotides. Lineage: Eukaryota; Metazoa; Arthropoda; Insecta; Coleoptera; Chrysomelidae. The record is from the annotation of a GenBank genome assembly.
AUGUUCGAAACACGCAGUGAUUCCUCAUCGCCGGUGUAUAGACAAUUAACGCCGAAUUCCUCGCCAGGUUACGAGGAAUACGAGCAAUCCAGAUUAAUGGACCUGACGAACUCCAACGAAAAAUACCUACCGACGACGCUACCCAACACCGAUCAAAACUUCCAUUACUACAACCAGCACCAGCACCAGCUACUCCACGACAAUCGAUACUACGAAGACAGGCGUUUAUACAACAACAACAAUAACAACAAUCACCACGAUCAACUCCAGCACUACGACUACAACUCGGCGCCGUACAUCAAAGUGGAGCCGGCGGACGCGGACGAAACGCCCGUGUUGAAGACGAGAACGUUGGGCAGGAAGCGCCGCAACGCCUCCACCGACGACGAAAACUCCUUCGGCAAGAACAAGGCGAAGCGGAAGUCGCCGCAGAGCUUCGAGGACAUCCAGUCGCAGCGGCAGAUGGCGAACGUGCGGGAGCGCCAGCGGACGCAGAGCCUCAACGAGGCGUUCGCCAGCUUGAGGAAGAGCAUACCGACGCUGCCGUCGGACAAGCUGUCCAAGAUCCAGACGCUGAAGCUGGCCACCAGGUACAUCGAUUUCCUGUACCACGUGCUGUCGACGCCGUCGCCGGAGAGCCCCGGCGAGGGGGACUUCUUGGGGAAUGUGUGCUCGUAUACGGCGCACGAGAAGCUGUCCAAGGCGUUCUGCAGGUGGCGCAUGGAGGACGAUUUCAAUUCGCAGCCUGUGUAG